CAUAGGUAAAUAGUUUACAGGUGCCUGGUAGCAGCAACACUUGAGAAAAUGACAGAAUUUAAUCAUUUAAAAACAAAGGAGAAAGUGUUAAACAUCAAUGUUUUAAGUACAGGCUACGCCAAUUGGACAUAGAAGUAACAUGACAUAGGUAAAAAGGCACAAACAAGUAAGAAAUACGUGUAGUAUGCAGAAAAAGAACAGUAAAUUGGAGAGUUUUCUGUUUAGAAAGCUACCGGAACACCGUUAUGAAAGGAUUAGGGGUUACGAAUCUUGUGUUGUGGUUUCGGAGAAAGAAAAUAAGGCUUUCAAAUAUGUGGUUUUGGGAGAUGAAUGGAUUUACCUAACUGAAAACCCUCCCAAAACGAUACAGGAGUCUGUGGCUUUAGGAGACGUUAUUUCUGUUGAAUUGGUGAACGACUUUCCGGAUUUUCUUCUUGGAGAUGACAAGAAGAACAGCCAGCAUCUUGUUAUUACAUACUGGACAUCUGAACCGGUAAAACGUAGAUCCUUCCGGAAGAAAAAGUCUCCGAGGGGAUCGCUAUCUGAUCUCCAUGGCGAUCGUUCUAAUGCUUCCACUCCACUUAGUAUGGCAUCAUCGCAUGACCUUUGGUCAGAAGAUUAUGGGUACGCUAGUUUGUCCAGUCUUCAGCAUAACAGACCUGACAGUCGUGGAUCCGUAUCUUCAAACAGAGAGGUGCGAAAAGGAAACCUACCAAAAAAGAAGAAAAAAGGUGCAAAAACCCUUCACACCAUACAGAGUGAAAAUGAAGAAAUGUUUCUUAAAGCUCUUAAAGAAGAACUUGAAGAGGAUAUUUUAGAAGACUUAGAAAACCAAAGUGAACUUGGUGAAUCUGUGUCAAAGUCACAUGACUUACAUAAUUCCAAAAAUACAAGUAGGUCGAUAAAAUCGGUCCGCUCAACAAGAUCACACAGACCGCUACCAGAAUCUCCAAUGCCGAAUAAACAGGCAUUCCAGAAAACAAACAAUGAGAAAAAUGUGACUCCCAUAAUAGAUACAAAUGGUUUACCGAAGAAAAAGGGCAUGUCACCAGAACCGUCUCCGGAUGAUUUUGAUGAACCUUCAUGUUGUGUAAAAUGUUGUUCAUUUACAUUUGGAAAAAGUAAAGUGUCUCCAUUCUGUGGUUCAAGCAAAGCUGCAACACCAACUGAUCAAAACCGAUUAUUUAGUUCAUCUACUGUCAGUGCUAAUAAGCAAACAAUGUCUGAUGUGCAAAUUGAAGUGUCUUCAGUGCAAAAUGAUGAGCAUGUAUUUACCAAAAGUCAUCGACCAAGACUUCCUUCAGUUACUUCCUCAGUAACUACUUUGCGGGGGCAAGAGAGGGUUGGAACUCCUGCUCAAGAUGAUUUUGAAAGGCGCAGCGUGUUAAGUAUGGCAUCAGUGUCAGAUUUUGGUGGUUCCACGAAUCGUCUGUCUCUACUGGGUGUUGAAGGGAUUGCCGAGAAACGUCGAGCUGUGCUCAAUAUAUAUCUCCUCAGUAGUGUUUCACCGAUGUUGAUGCUUAUAAGGAGUGCCUGGAGUAAUUGUUUACUGUCAUCUACUCUAAUGUUGAACCCUGAAUGUAUUGAAACACCAAAGGGCAGUGUGUUGCGAGCCUCACAAAGGGGUAAGCAGGAACAACUGUUCCAGGAGUUGAAGAGAGAUCUUAUGAAACCAGACAAUGAAAUGGAUGACCUUUAUUACCUGCUGAAUGAGCUCAAACUUGCCACAGAGAAAAACUUCUCCCUCAAGAGAUUAUUUUGGAAGACUGCUGAUCUGUUCCAUUUCUGCGUAAAGACUUUACAACAUAUUCUACCCAAAUCUGCAGCAAGCAAGGAUGAAAACAAGAGAGCUGAUGAAUUUGAAUUUGUAACACUGCUGAUAGAGAUAUUAGGUAUGAUGUUUCAUGAGUCAGAGAUUAUUCAAGAAAGGACAGCUGCACUUAAAUCAGAAAGGGGUCGCUCAGUGGUUGCCUUGUUGAUGGUUUUGACCUGUAAUCCAGAGAUGCCAGAUAAAAACAAAUCUGCAGAGAGUGAAAAACUUUUGACAGACUUUACCAAAACAGCAUUGUCAACAGUGUUUGAGCUAUUUCUUAUGGCAAAACAGGCAAACUGGAGCUUCAUUGAAGGGAACUUUUACAAUAUUAGUUGGAUGGUAUCAACACUGGAAGAAAUACAGCAUACAGAAAAGUUUGUGGCUCGUGUGAUUGACAUGGUUUUGGCAAUGAUCUCACCAUCCUCGUCGGAGAAAAUGUCUCCAAAUGAUGCAGUUCUGUUGUAUCAGCAGUUCUUUAUUCUUGAAACAUUCCUACAGUACAGUCCGAAAGUGAAAACGUUCAUUUGUUCAACAUAUACUGAGGAGUUCAAAUAUUUUGUACAGCCACAUGUGAUAAUGAAGAAGCUGCCUCAGUUUUAUCCAUUAUAUCAUAUCCUCAUAUCACAGAUAGAAGAGGUCGUCAAGAAAGUUAUACCUCAACGCAACACAGGAAAGGACAAAUAGACUGCCUUGUUUUCACUGCAGAUGAAAAUACCUGGAGACAGUGGAUUUUAUAUGAUCUCUAGAGCAGAUUCUGAUGUUAUGUUUUAUUACUUUGUAAGAUGUUGUGAAAAAAAAAAUCAUGUCUACAUAAAUAUUUGCUUUUAGAAAGCCAAAAUAUCUUCUGCAAUUAAUAUCAUAAUAAUAUAUAUGGCAGUUUGUGACUUAAAUUUGCAUUAGAAAACAAGGAAUUUAAAAGACAUCUAAAAGAAAUUUUAUGUUAAUCAGGUACACACAAAUUGUGUGUGGAUUCAAAAGAAUGUUUUCUUUUUAACAGGCUCAGUUUUGAGAAAAAAAAUAUUGAAUGAUACAGAUAAUAAUCAUAUUGUGCCAAAAAUUAAAAUUAAAAUAUGGAACACAAUGUUUUAAUCCAAAUUGAAAAUGAAAAAAAACAUAGCUUAUAAAAUGGACCUUUUAAUUUGUUCAUAUUUUUUAAUGAAGGUCCUCUUAGUUGCUUUGAUGUAUGUAUAAUAUAGUCUAAAAAUAUGGUAAAAUCACUAAAAUGGUGUUUUUAACAGGUCAUGUAUGUUCAAAUGCUAGUAUAUAAAAAAAAGAAAAUCCUAGCAAUGUUUUGGAUAAAGUUAUAUUGCUGCCUAGGACUUUGUAUGAUAAAAAUCUUUACAAGCCAAAUUUAUCAGUUGUGAUUGUUUCACUGUUUACAGCAGAAACAGAACAUGUUAGGAACCUAUUCUCCUUCAGUCUUGGUACUUAGAAAAUUAUAUAAAUUCCAUUUAUGUAGCAGUACUAUGUUUUCAUGAGGUUUUUCUUAUUACUAAAAAAACCUGCAUCUUUCCUUGUCUACUACCUAUUCUUGCUUAAGCCAAUAUCAGUAUUUAUAUAUCUUUUGCACUAAAUGUUAAUACAUUGUCAUAUGUGACAGGUAUCAAUGUAGCAGAUGUGACACCCUGGUUCUCUGGAGUAAUUGAGCACAUGAUAUAGUUCUUUAGAUAAUGCACUAACUUUUGGCUGCCAUUUACUUUACCCUACCCACUGUAAUUUAGGUGCCAAUUUAGGCAAGUGUACCUACAGUAUAUUGAUCUGCCAUGUUGGUUUUAAUGUUUGUUGCCAGACUUGAAUUUUGGGUGUAUUAUGUUUGCCAUGUUGUAAUGAAACUACAGUAAAAGUUUAGUGCUGUUUCAUUUUGCUGGAAGGAAAAUACCACCUGCGGUUGAAUUUAGGUUGUAAAUUUUCAGCAUGACUUCCUACUGAUGGCUUUCAAAAUCAUCCUGCCAGGGAUUCGAUCAGUUAGAAACUUGAAACUUAAAUGGUAUGCUUUUAUAGCACUUAUGCUGAUAGAAAGUGUUAGACAAUAAACCAAAGAUUUGGACUUGCAUUUGUACAAAACUGCACAGAAAACUUGUUAAGCGGUUGAAAACUGGUUGUGCCGGGAUAUUGCUUUUAUAUUCUGACUUCUUAUUUAGGGGUCAUGCAUGAAGGAAGUGAUUAUGAUACCUAAAUCAUUUUUUAGCUCAUCUGAUUUUUUGAAAAAAAAUGAUGAGUUAUUGUCAUCACUUGAGCGGUUGUCGGCGUCGGCGUCGGCGUCUGCGUCGGCGUUGCCUGGUUAAGUUUUAUGUUUAGGUCAGCUUUUCUCCUA
Messenger RNA from Mercenaria mercenaria, 4127 nucleotides. RefSeq lists its product as uncharacterized. The record is from RefSeq and is a predicted model, not a curated record. Lineage: Eukaryota; Metazoa; Mollusca; Bivalvia; Venerida; Veneridae. The coding region runs from base 185 to 2497 and encodes 770 amino acids. The transcript is spliced from 12 exons.